Messenger RNA from Adineta steineri, 2178 nucleotides. The record is from the annotation of a GenBank genome assembly. NCBI's taxonomy places the organism in Eukaryota, Metazoa, Rotifera, Eurotatoria, Adinetida, Adinetidae.
AUGUGCAAGUCAUCACCUGGCUCUACAACAUCAUUAUUUUCGGCAAAAGAUACACUGAAGUUACCAAGAGCACAAAAUCUAGAAGGUACUACAUUGAUAUGGUUUGAUUCAUCUAUUAAUGAAAAUGAAGAAGAUACAAGAUUAACUCAAAAAGAACUUAGAGAUAUAAGUGAUUAUGUGGUGUUUCAUACUGAAGAACAAACGUGUAUAGAUUAUAUUAAAUCAAUCAAGAAUGAAAGAAUCUUUCUUGUAACAUCAGGUCGAUGUGCUUCUUCUUUACUUUCACAAAUUGAACAUAUUCGACAAAUUCUUGCCAUUUUUAUUUUUUGUUUACAUCCAGAAAAAUAUGCAAAUCUAAUUAAUAAUUACACAACAAUUGGGGGAAUCUACUGUGAACGUCGCGAUCUCAUACGUUCUAUUCGAGAAAAUAUUAUUUAUGCGGAAAAACAAUUGGAAGUAUUCAGUUUCUAUAAUCAAUCGGGAGAGAAAUGCACGCGUGAUCUAUCCAAAGAAUCAGCUACAUUUCUUUGGUUUCACUUAUUUAAAGAGGUUAUUUUAAAGAUGCCAAGAGACAAUCAAGCUAAAGAACAGAUGAUUCAGUUUUGUCGUAAAUAUUACUACGAAAAUGAACGUCAAUUAUCAUUAAUUGAUGAAUUCCAACGAGAUUAUAUCUCAGAACAUGAUGCUAUUAGAUGGUAUACAAAAGAAUCAUUUCUUUACAAGUUAGUAAAUAAAGCAUUGAGAACUGAAGAUAUUGAACAACUUUAUACAUUUCGAUUUUUCAUAUCUGAUUUAUCUUCACGUCUCGCAAUUGAAUUUCAAAAGCUUAAGAGACAAGAAGAAUUUCUUCUUCUCUAUCGUGGCCUUCGAAUGCAAGUUGACGAGUUAUCUACUCUAAGAUGCAAUGAAGGUAGUCUAAUUGCAACAAAUGGUUAUCUAUCUACAACACGUUCAAAAGAAGUUGCUUCGAAAUUUGCAAAACAAAACACGAAUAUGGGACGAGAUCGUAUAUCAGUUCUAUAUGAAAUUCAUUGUAAUUUACAAGAAUUAAAAUCAACAAUGACUUUGGCUGAUAUUAGUGUUCUCAGUGAAUUUAUCAAUGAACAGGAAGUUUUAUUCGAUAUUGGUACAACUUUUAAAAUUAUGUCUAUAAAGGAAAAUAAAGAAGAAAAUUUAUGGAUUGUACGACUAAGAACAACCGACAAAGGCGUUACACUUGCUCAAGAUUAUGUUAAACUUCAUGAAGGAGAAGGAGAGAAAACGAAUUAUACAAUUGUAUUCGGUAAACUACUUAUAGCAAUGGGAAAAUAUGAUCAAGCCUUAAGAUAUUUUCAAACUUUAUUAAAAGAAACGCAAGUAGAAGAAGAUAUGGCAAAUAUCUACAAUCAGAUUGGUAAAAUCUAUCGUUUAAUAGAUAAAUUUAAGGAAGCAAUGGAAAACUAUCAACUUGCUCAUGAUUUGACUUUGAAUUGUUAUCCAAUUCGAAUAAGACAAGCUUCAAAAGCGCUUAAUAAUAUUGCUAUUAUUUUUCGUAAAUGGUGUCAAUAUGAAAAAGCACUUCAAUUACAUUUACAAACUUUACAUAUGAAAGAAGAUUAUUAUGGUAAACAACAUUUAGAAACGGCAAAGACAUUGAAAAAUAUUGGUUCAAUUUAUGAGGAAACACAACAGUAUAAUUAUGCGUUAGACUUUUAUCAACAUUGCCUAACAAUUCAACAGAAACACUUUCCAAACGAUCAUAUUGAUAUUGCAGCGUCUCUUGAAAAUAUUGGUAAAGUUUAUUAUAAGAUGAAUUAUCUUGAUCUUGCGCUCAAUCAUCUUCGUACUUCUUUAACAAUACGACAGAAGCUUCUACCUCCUGAUCAUAAUGAUAUUGCUAGAAGUUUAAUGAACAUUGCAAAUAUCUAUGCUGAUCAAAACCACUUUCACAUAGCAUUAGAAUAUUAUUUUAAAGCAUUAGAUAUACAACAGAAAAUUUUCGAUAUCAAUGGCGAACAUCGUGAUAUAGCAACGACUCUCAGAAAUAUUGGACUUGUCUAUGAGAAUCUAUUGAAUCAUUCAACUGCCACUCAAUUCUAUCAGAAAGCAUUAGAUAUGAAUGAAAAACUGUCCUCAACUGACCAUCUUACAUUAAGCAAACUGAAUAAUAAUAUUACAACAUUGACUAAAAAUAAAUAA